This is a messenger RNA of Echinostoma caproni, 414 nucleotides long. The record is from the annotation of a GenBank genome assembly. NCBI's taxonomy places the organism in Eukaryota, Metazoa, Platyhelminthes, Trematoda, Plagiorchiida, Echinostomatidae.
AUGGAAAAGACCGAUAUAAGUAAAAGAGCCUUCGGUACGGCCGAGGAGGAACUGAGCUAUUACGCACCAAGAGGUAUUAUGAUGUGGGGCGAAACCGUUUCCGAGGCGCUCAAUAUGGGUCGGUUGGCUGUGCGUGCAGUGGGUGAAAACGAUGUGGAAACUUAUCGUCCCCUUACCCUGCUAAUCGAGGGUCCGCCAAAGGCCGGAAAAACUGCGCUGGCUGUGGAAAUCGCCAAACUUUCCGGAUUUCCGUUCGUGAAAAUUUUGACCUCCCACAAGAUGAUCGGCUAUACUGAGACGGCUAAAUGUGCUGCCAUGAAAAAGGUUUGCCGUUCAGUAGUUUCUGUGUUCAAAAGUUUUCCGCAUUGCUAUGCUUCGAAGGCCACGGUAGAACAAGUGCUCAUUUUCUUGUAG